Gracilinanus agilis (Agile Gracile Mouse Opossum) is the source of this 391-nucleotide messenger RNA. RefSeq names its product zinc finger protein 684-like. The record is from RefSeq and is a predicted model, not a curated record. Bases 71 to 337 code for a protein of 88 amino acids. Gene Ontology annotation, biological process: regulation of DNA-templated transcription. The transcript has 4 exons. NCBI's taxonomy places the organism in Eukaryota, Metazoa, Chordata, Mammalia, Didelphimorphia, Didelphidae.
CCCCCCCUCGGGGCUCCACCCCCUGAAGGACCCCCGUGUGGCCCCAGCAGAGAGCCCGCAGCCAGCAGGAAUGGCCCCCGGGACCCCGAGGCCCCCCUCCCAGGGGUCAAUAACAUUCAAGGAUGUGGCUGUGGACUUCACCAAGGAAGAAUGGUAUCUAUUGGACCAUUCUCAGAAAGAGCUGUACCUGGAGGUUAUGCUGGAGAAUGUGCAAAAUCUACUCUCUGUGGGACUUCCAGUUCCUAGAGAAAAUUUUAUCUCCUUUUUUCAGCAAGGGGAAUCACCAUGGCUGCUUGAGGAAAAAGGCCUAUGGAACUCCUGUCCAGGCAGAGGCUAAUUUUGAUGUAAAGGAGAUGUCUCCAAAGUUGAGCUUUUUUGUGAAAGUAUCUUG